CAUUGGCCUUAAGGGAUCUGGAGCUUUGGGGUUCCGUAGAUUCAUAAUGGUGGCCCCUUUACGCACCUGGGCCUCACAGAAUCUUGGCCUGAGACAGUCUUAGCCUCAUAGCAUUCUGGAUUCUUGGAAUUUGGGCCUCUGGUGCCAUUCUAGACGCUGUCCCGUUGGAAUUCGAGAAUCUUAGACACACAGAAUGCCAAGGCCUUUGACUUUGAGCAUCUUUGCUUUAAAAUGUCUCUAGUUUUCUUUUUUGUAGAAUUCCAGGGCCUCAGCCAAAGGGCCCUGGAGAGUGUGUGAUCACCCCUUAUUUUACAGAGAAGAAAAGGGAAGACAUAGAUGGGGCUUCCGGCAGAGGCAGAAUGAGAGGUGCAGUGGGGUGUGGUGACACCAGAACGCCAAGCCACAGUCGUUUUAUCCACCCCAGCCCCGAUCUCAUUAUCCCCAAACCUCUUGGCACCCUAACCUGACCAUCUGUUCUUUUUGCCCCUCUCAGGAGAAGAUCAAGGAAAUUGGAGAUCGGCAGCCAGAGAACCAGCCGGAGGGGACCCUUGAGGCGCCUCUCAGCAUCGAGGCAGUGGCUGCCGAGCUGCGGCCCCUGAUGUCCUGGAUGGCAAACACCACAGAGCUGCUCAGCUACGUGCAGGAGAAGGUGUUAGACAUGGAGAAGGAGGCUGACCAGGAGGGCCUGUCCUCAGACCCCCAGCUCUGCAGUGACCUCGAGCUGUGUGAUGAGGCCAUGGCAGUUCUCGAUGAGGUCAUCAUGUGUACCUUCCAACAGUCGGUUUACUACCUCACCAAGACACUGUACUCCACGCUGCCGGCGCUUCUGGACAGCAACCCUUUCACUGCCGGGGCAGAGCUCCCAGGUCCUGGGGCAGAGCUGGCUGCCAUGCCCCCAGGCUUGAGGCCCACCCUGGAGGUGUUCCAGACGGCCCUGGAACUGACCCGACAGUGUGAGCUGCACCCGGACCUGGUGUCCCAGACCUUCGGCUACCUGUUUUUCUUCUCCAAUGCGUCCUUGCUCAACUCCUUAAUGGAGCGGGGGCAGGGCCGGCCCUUCUACCAGUGGUCUCGGGCAGUGCAGAUUCGGACCAACCUGGACCUUGUUCUGGACUGGCUUCAGGGUGCAGGACUGGGGGACAUUGCAACUGAGUUCUUCCGAAAGCUCUCCAUGGCUGUCAACCUACUGUGUGUACCCAGAACUUCCCUGCUCAAGGCGUCCUGGAGCAGUUUGCGGACGGAGCACCCAACCUUGAGCCCCGCCCAGCUCCACCACGUGCUCAGCCACUAUCAGCUGGGCCCAGGCCGCGGCCCUCCCCCGGCCUGGGAGCCCCCGCCAGCCGAGCUGGAGGCUAUGGAUACCGGCGACAUAUUCGAGAGUUUCUCUUCACACCCGCCUCUCAUCCUGCCGCUCGGGGGUUCGCGCUUGCGCCUUUCGGGGCCUGUUACGGAUGACUUCCUGCACGCUGAACUGCGCAGGCUCCGCCGCCUGCUCUGGGACCUGGAGCAGAAAGAGCUGCCGGCCAAUCAGCGCCAUGCGCUCCCCGGGCCGCCGUGAUCUGCCUGGGUCUCGGAGUUUGCCGGAAAUAGUAAUUCUUCCCAUUCGGCCCCGCCCCGCCCUUCUGGGUCUGAAGCUGAAAUGAACGUGCGGGGGCGUUCCCGGGUCGGCUGGAAGUUGAAGUUCUCGGGCGUUCCCUGAGCUGCAGGGGAGAAAUAAAGGAAUUUGGAGCUGGG
Molecule: messenger RNA, 1734 nt
Organism: Gracilinanus agilis (Agile Gracile Mouse Opossum)
Lineage: Eukaryota; Metazoa; Chordata; Mammalia; Didelphimorphia; Didelphidae
Gene: RASIP1
Product: Ras interacting protein 1
Exons: 7
Coding region: 599-1558 (319 amino acids)
Biological process (GO): negative regulation of Rho protein signal transduction; angiogenesis; regulation of GTPase activity
Cellular component (GO): cell-cell junction
Molecular function (GO): GTPase binding
Source: RefSeq, a predicted model, not a curated record